GGAGCUCCGCGCCUCGCCCUGGGUGUGGGGUGUCGCUGGCGGGGACCUCGGACCCGCAGUGGCCAGAGCGCGGAGCAGGCGAUACGACGGGCCGACAGGUGGCGGGUCUGGCCCUAGUACCUCCACCGCCUCCAGCACGGACCCCGGUGGGGACGGGGCGGGCUGGCCAACUUGGGGGUGGGGUCAGUCCUCUCUCCUCCCUUCGAGGGGCGGCGAUCGUCGGGGCCCUCAUUGUAGACCAGCUGGCUGCUGGGGGAGCGGCGGCCGCCAAGCUCCUGGAGGUCGUUCCCUGGCAUCCUCGCGGACGGAGGAAGGAAGAGGCGGCAGCGGCGGGAGCCCUGGUGGGCGGCCUGAGGUGAGAACCCGGCCAGCCCCGCUGGGAAUAUGGCGACCGGUGGCUACCGGACCAGCAGCGGCCUCGGCAGCAGCACCACAGACUUCCUGGAGGAGUGGAAGGCGAAACGCGAGAAGAUGCGCGCCAAGCAGAACCCCCCGGGCCCCGCCGCCCCGGGAGGGGGCAGCAGCGACGCCGCCGGGAAGCCCCCCGCGGGGGCGCUGGCCACCUCGGCGGCCGCCGCUGCCAACGAGCUCAACAACAACCUCCCUGGCGGCGCGCCGGCCGCACCUGCCGCCCCCGGGCCCGGGGGCGUGAACUGCGCGGUCGGCUCCGCCAUGCUGACCCGGGCGGCUCCCGGCCCGCGGCGGUCGGAGGACGAGCCCCCAGCCGCCUCUUCCUCUGCUGCAUUGCCGCCCCGGCGUGACGAGGAGGAGCGGGACGGCGCCCCAGAGAAGGGCAAGAGCUCGGGCCCUAGUGCCAGGAAAGGCAAAGGGCAGAUCGAGAAGAGGAAACUGCGGGAGAAGCGGCGCUCCACCGGCGUGGUCAACAUCCCCGCCGCAGAGUGCUUAGAUGAGUAUGAAGAUGAUGAAGCAGGGCAGAAAGAGCGGAAACGAGAAGAUGCAAUUACACAACAGAACACUAUGCAGAAUGAAGCUGUAAACUUACUAGAUCCAGGCAGUUCCUAUCUGCUACAGGACCCAUCUAGAACAGUUUCAGGCAGAUAUAAAAGCACAACCAGUGUCUCUGAAGAAGAAGUCUCAAGUAGAUAUCCUCGAACAGAUAGAAGUGGGUUCCCUAGAUAUAACAGGGAUGCAAAUAUUUCAGGUAAUCUGGUUUCGAGUAACACAUUGGAAAAGAAAAUUGAAGAUCUUGAAAAGGAAGUAGUAAGAGAAAGACAAGAAAACCUAAGACUUGUGAGACUGAUGCAAGAUAAAGAGGAAAUGAUUGGAAAACUGAAAGAAGAAAUUGAUUUAUUAAAUAGAGACCUAGAUGACAUAGAAGAUGAAAAUGAACAACUAAAGCAGGAAAAUAAAACUCUUUUGAAAGUUGUUGGUCAGCUGACAAGGUAGAAGAUUCAAGACCCAAUGUUGAAAAAAUAUUUUAAACUACUGAAUGUUAUGGUCAAUGCUAGAACAAUAUUCCUAUGCUGCAAUACAUUAAAAUAACUAAGCAUGUAUAUUUAUUUCUAGAAAACGGUCGUUUAUUUUCAAAAUACUUCUCUAUCAUUAUUGGGUUCAAAAAAGCAUUAACCUUUUAUCUCACAAAUAAGUAAUAUCUUUCAGUUAUUAAAUGAUAGAUAAUGCCUUUUUGGUUUUGUGUGCUAUUCAACUAAUAUAUGGUUUAAAGUCACAGGCUUUUGAAUAUUUUAUCUUUGGUAGUACAUUUUCUCCCUAAAGGAAUAUACAUAGUCGUUGUUUACAUGAGUUCAAAUACUUUUGGGAUGUUACUUAACAAAUGCCUUAUUACUGAUGUGUGCAACCUUUUAUGUGUUGAUAACUCACUCAUAAAGGUUUUUGUCUACUGUCAUUUGUUCUUUCCACAUAUUCUAAGCAAUUUAGAGUAAUAUAGUCAUACUUUUGUAUAACAGUAACCUUUUAAAAGCAAAGCUCUUAUAAAGUCACUGUCAUGUUCUAGUUGACUAAAUAUAAAUUUAAGGGAAUACUUGAAUUAUGCUAUAGUAAAUCAAAAUUUACUAUUGUGUUUGAACUUUAACUCCUGAAAAACAUACAAUUGUAAUUUUAAUGUAAAAUUUUGUAUGUAGGUACUACCUUUUUUUAUUUUUCCAAGGUUUGCUAGUGAACAUAGGAUAUUUUAAAAGUUACUCUUCAAACCUAGAAAGUGUACAAAGUCCGUGUAAAAGAAAAAUCCAUGUUUUUAUAUUAGCAUAUGCAUUAAAAUCAAAACCAAAAUGUUAUUCAUACUUAAAACAUUUAUACAAAACAGUAUGUAAGCAGAAAUAGUACUAACAUACUUUGCCUAAUUUCCAAGCUGAAGAAUAACACUGUGACACAGUUUUUCCCUGUGAGAGAAUAUUCUCCUAUUCAAAUUUAGAGGAUUUUCUUCCUAACAUUGAAAUUUUUAAAACAGAAUUACUUCUAAAGAAUUAUACAAAUUUUCUCUUCUAUUUAAUAUUAUUAUUUAGAAUUGUUUUAUAUUACAUUUUCAUGUUAAGAACCCCCUCCUCCCUUAAAAUACAUGAUGAACAUUAUGAAAUUUUUGCCUGAUGAUUGAAUUUCAAACAGCAGUAUGAUACCCUUUUAUCUAGUUAGUAUAUGAAAGUGGCUUGAAUAUAGUCAGAUCCAGUUUGGAUACUCUACUGACUUUUUCCUUCACUUGCCAAGCUCUUUUAUUAUUCACCUUUAGAAAAACAGAGAAGGUGAAACAGCUGGGGGGAAAUGUGCAGUAAAUGAUAAAUAGCAGAUGUUGAAUUCUAAAAGCCUCUACAUUUACCUGGACUGGCUCUCGGUCUUCCCCAGUUCAGAAGUUUCGAGCUUGGCUGAUCAUCAGAAUCACCUGAGAAACUUACAAAGAAUUCCUUGGCUGUAGUUCCUAUAUAAGUUUAGGUUGGGACUCUGGACUCCACAAUUUUUAAAGGUUAUCAUCUGAGGUUUCUGAUCAUAGCCUAGUUUUGAAGCAGCUGCUGUUCUAUCUUUAUUUCAUUGAAAACUGAGUAUGUAUCUUUAUGUCAUUGAAUUGACAUAAUUUUAUCUACCAACAUUUCCCCCCUUUUAGUUUAAUAAUUAACCUGGUCUCCAGGGUGGUUUUCAUAUGUCCAUGUAUAUAUAUGUAUUCACUGCUCAUGAAAAAGUUUAAUGUUAGAUUACCUAAUUUAAUAUAGUUGCAGAAUUAAUGCAUAAGGGCUUCCCUUCUUGGAGACUCUUAUGCAGCAUGGGAACAGUGAUCUGCUGCCCACAUGACAUGGUGGUAUGCCAGGCACAGUUACUGCCUUUGGUUGUACUCAUCUUUAAUUGCCCUUAGUUAUGUGGCAUACAUGUCCUUAUUGCCUAGUUCCUCAUCCAUACUUUGGAUCUUGUGAAAAUGCUGUCAGUAUCCAACCCUAAAAUAUAUUAGUAUAUGGGUUUUUAUUAAAAUAAUUACUUUGAAUUUUCUACUUAAUUCAUAAAAACAUUAAAUGAAAACAUUUCACUUCACUUUAAAAAUGUUAUAUCAGUUAUUAAUAUUUUUAAAGACAGCUGUUAAAAAAUUUUUUCUUUCAGUUUUUGGGGAACAUUUCUAGUAGUGAUUUUUUUGGGCUUUUUAACAUAAAUGAUAGUGAGUAUAAAGACAGGAUCCUUACAAUUUAGGCAAAGCAUUUCACAUGCAGUCUUUCUCCCAUCUCUUUAAAAUAUGUAUUUAUUUUACAUACAGAUUUUUACACUAACUAUUGAAAAUGAAAUAGGAUCUGCUUCAGUUUCCCCUGAAAAUUUGUUAAAAGUGUCGAGAUUGUUAGAAGGUAGUUUUUAAGUACAUAUGCACUACCCUAGACAACUUGCCUAUUGUCAAUAAAGUGAUAGUAUUUGUGAAGUUAUUAUUACUAUUCAGAAAUACUAUUUCUUAAAUCUCCUGGGAAUUUGUGACAUAAUAAAGCACAUCCAAAGUUCUAAUGUGUCUAUGAGAUCAUUUUCAAAAUAGUAAGUUUGUCAUCUUUAAAAUGAACAUGACUUGCUUCCUCGAUUUCUGAAAUGCAUUAAUUGAAAAUUGCUAUAGAAAUCUUUAUUUCAUCUUUCUAGAGUUGGUAAUUUUAUUAUACAACAGUUACCAUUAGAUAAGGGGGGAAGGGCUUUUGGGUGUGUAUUUCUAGGUACUAAGGGAUUUACUAAAUAUUAUAGAUUAGCACUGUCACACUUGUUCAAGUAGUUUCAAACAUAGAAAAUUAAGUAUCAGAGGCAGGUAUAUGGAGCAUGUAGUUUUUUUUUUCUUCAAUUUUUAAAAUUUUAAAUUGUGGUAGAAGCAAUGUAUUCUUAGGGUACAAAACCUACCUCAGUUAUAUGUGGUUUAUGUUUUCUGGAUUAAUCUGGAUUUUAUAAUUCGAAAGAAAAAUGUAAUAUUUUGAGUCCAAUUAAUAAUUUGGUGAAAAUAAUACAAGUCAGUUUAAUAGAAAACCAUUCAUAUAUUCAACACUGUAAGACAAAAUAGCAGAGACCUUGAAUUUGAUAAUUGAUCUGAUAUCCUAGACAUAUUCAUAUGUACAGUGAUAGUUAUCUUUCUCUGGGUUUUUUUUUUUUUUUUUUUUUUGAGACAGAGUUUUGUUCUUGUUGCCCAGGCUAGAGUGCAAUGGCACGAUCUCAGCUCACUGCAACCUCUGCCUCGCAGGUUCAAGCGAUUCUCCUGCCUCAGCCUCCCAAGUUGCUGGGAUUACACGCAUGCGCCACCACACCUGGCUAAGUUUGUAUUUUUAGCAGAGAUGGGCUUUUACCAUGUUGGUCAGGCUGGUCUCAAAUCCUGACCUCAUGAUCCGCCCACCUCUGCCUCCCAAAGUGCUGGGAUUGUAGGUGUGAGCCACCUUGCUCAGUCUCUUUGGAGUUUUCUUUGUGCAUGUGUAUGUAGUUUUAUGGUUCUGAGUUGGUGACCAGUAAGUUCCAUGUAGUGCUGGCACUUAUUUAAUAACUAUUCAUGAUUUUGUUACCUUGUUAUAGGGUUUGGGCAUAUAUUUUCAGCAUAAGAAGCCAAACACACCAGAUUGUCACUGGAGGGAAAAUACUAAGUGAGAAAAACAUUCAGGAAUCAGAACUUUAACAUGUUAAAGUUAGUGCUAAACAUUGUCGUAUUGGAUCUGAAACUAUCCUAAUAUGUAAUCAUAAAACUUGACUUUUGCAUUGGAACUAUGCUUUCAUGAAUAAGGCAUAUGCCAGGGGUUUGUAAUUGUAAUUCCAAUUUAAUCCCAAUUGUAAUUGUAAUCCCAAUUACAGUCCCCAAGAUUGUAUUUGAUAUCACUUAUCUGAGAAGUAAUGUGACACCUUUCUUUUGUUGUUACAUUAAGCUGAAAACAUAAUACUCAUAGACAACUAACAGUUUGCUUAUCAGGCACAUCAACUAAGGCACCUCCCCCAUGCUAAGCUCCUGGGUAUAUGGAAGUUGCUUGUUUCCCAGUUUAAAAACUUGAACUAAUAUUACCUAAGAAAACCUGAGCCCAUAUUGUUUUUAUUUUACUUAGCUAGAAUCUCUUAGCAUGUUAAAGUCAUAUCCUUAUCCUCACUAACAAUAAUUAUGUCUAUGUAAGAGGAAUAUUGUAUGUAGGAGCUGUAUUAAAUACUGUUAUAGUUAUUACAGAAUCUUUAAAUAAAUGGACAUGGACCAACCUUCCAUCUAGUAGUGUACAAUCUAUAUAGUGCAUGUCAGUAGCACAAAAUGCAGUCUUAUUUAGCCUGCUAAUCUGACUAGUUCACUCAAAAGUACUUUUUUCUGUUAAUUAGCUAUUGUUUUUAGAUCUAGUUAAUAGGUUCUAUUUAAUUUACUGCAAUGUUUACUGAAUGGCGGAGUGAAAGAACUAAUGCAUAUGGGGAAAUAUGCCAUUUUUUAAAAAAAGAUAAUGUUACAUUAGGAAAAGAACACUUUUAAGGAAUUUAAUACAGUGAUGAAUGGAGUAUAUAUCAGAUACACCAAACUGCUGAUGGUAUUUAAAUGUGACUUCAAGUUAGUAUAUCUGUAUAAUAUUAUUAAUUACUGGUUUUAGACAUUUAAGUCUGUUCUGAUCUACAGUUCACAUAUAGACAGUUGCUCUGGUAAUAAUAGAAUGUUAGUGAUGAUCACUUGAUGGAUGUUGAUUAAGUGCCUGUGUUUUGUUUUGUUUCCUCCUCUGGAUAACAAAUAGGUGUAUGCUACUUUUUUGGUGAACUUGUUUCUUGAAAGAUUUGGCUAUGCUAGUCAGGGUUUUUAUUCAUAUGUUUUUCUUCGUAGCAGGCCACUACUACCAUAUUAAAGCAAAAUUUAACUUUUGUUGAAUCAGCUAAUUCAGGUAAUCCAAAUAUUUGUGGAAAAACAUCUGGAUAAUUUAUUGAACACAUUAGUAUUGUGUAGACAGUUUUGAUCAUUCCCAUUGCAUAGGUGUUAAUUGUGGAAUAGUCAACUUAAUAUAGAUUCACUUUUAAUUUGCAUGUGUAAAUUAAUACUCAAUAAAAUGUUUUUCAUUUAUUUUUCAA
Messenger RNA from Callithrix jacchus (white-tufted-ear marmoset), 6477 nucleotides. It is a transcript of the gene PAWR, whose product is annotated as pro-apoptotic WT1 regulator. Gene Ontology annotation, biological process: positive regulation of apoptotic process; apoptotic process. The record is from RefSeq and is a predicted model, not a curated record. Lineage: Eukaryota; Metazoa; Chordata; Mammalia; Primates; Cebidae. Gene Ontology annotation, cellular component: cytoplasm.